AUGCGUUUGUGUGUAUGGUUGCAGAAUUUACAAAUAUACAACUGGACAAUUGUUUUUGUUAUUCACAUGUUUCCUUACUUAAAACCUCGUAUGGUAGAUAUAAAUUUCGCGUACUAUUCACCAACUCUUCGUUUCUGCAUUUUAGUUUAUAGACAAUUUCUCUACUGUUAUAACAUCCAAAAGGUUGUGGAUAAAGUGUUCCGAAAGUCUAAGGAUAUUUCUAAGUAUUGCCGAAUAUUUUUUAAACAAAUAAAGAAAAAACAAAAAACGACUGGUGAAAAUGGACCAUGGCUUUUAAAACAUUAUUUGAAACUACAAUGUCUUAAGUUGACAUGUAGAGAAUCUGUUUCUAUUCUGAAGAUAGAUGCUUCCCUAUUUUUUUCUCCGUGA
Messenger RNA from Gryllus bimaculatus (two-spotted cricket), 390 nucleotides. NCBI's taxonomy places the organism in Eukaryota, Metazoa, Arthropoda, Insecta, Orthoptera, Gryllidae. The record is from the annotation of a GenBank genome assembly.